AUGCCCAACUGCUCAUUCCUUGAGUACUCCCACCUGCACACCUUCACUCGUGGAUACGACUUCGUUCAUAUUCCCCUCAGUCUGGCUAUCUGUGUCUGUGGCGUACUUGCCAACGCUAUCAACGUCGUCGUGCUCAACCAACCGGGAAUGCAGUCCUCCACCAACCUCCUAGUGGCAGCUCUAUCCAUCGGUGAGGGUACUGUCAUGGCCAUUUACAUAUUCUACGUUACUAUGUACCGCAUUGAUCGAAAACUUGAAUUGGGUAUGUCGAAGCCCUACGCCUAUACUCUCUUUAUUUUGGUCUAUGCUCAAAAUCUCUUCCACGCCUUUUCCUCAUGGAUGAUUGUCUUUCUCUCCGCCUUCCGACUUGCCUUCAUGCGAGCUGGAGUUGCAGCUCUACACACGUGCAGCUACAGCCGAGCCAAAAUGGGCAUCCUUACCAAUGCUGUAAUAUCGCUCAUUCUCUCAGCGCCAUUUUUAUUCGCUCACCACGUGGUUAAGGACUGUACACGUUCUGUCAAUGGCACAGAUGCUUUCAAGCUCGACUUUGUAUCAAAUUACUCGUUGACAACACUGUUGCUAGUUACCACAGGAGUGUUUAUGAAAGUCUUGCCCAUUGUCCUAAGCACUAUCUUUACUGCCUUGCUGAUUCGGACCCUACUAAAGUCGCAGAGACGGCGGAAUCGACUAAAAAAUGAGAAGACAGAAACGGAGCAGAGAAUCCCACCCACCCAGCUAGAACACUCAAACAGCAGUGCCAAAGCCACAAGUUCAAAAAGGCUCUCCAUAAAAAGGUCGAACGAUCAUGACUCUAAUAGCCGGAAUAUCUAUCAAACGACAAACAUUAUGAUCGCUCUCACCGCCCUCUACAUCAUCACUUAUUUGCCUCAGGUGAGAUUUUUUAAAGGGGGAAAAACUUCAUCAGCUUAA
Molecule: messenger RNA, 930 nt
Organism: Hydatigera taeniaeformis
Lineage: Eukaryota; Metazoa; Platyhelminthes; Cestoda; Cyclophyllidea; Taeniidae
Source: the annotation of a GenBank genome assembly